AUGGGCCGGGACGGGCCGUGGCUCAACCUGUCCGGCAGCUCCUGUGCGGCGGGCGGGCCCUUCCCCGCCGGCACCGCCGCGCUGCUGGCCGCGCUCAUGGGGCUGCUGGUGCUGGCCACGGUGCUGGGCAAUGCCCUGGUCAUUCUGGCGUUCGUGGUGGACCGCAGCCUCCGCACGCAGGGAAACUUCUUCUUCCUGAACCUGGCCGUCGCCGACCUGCUGGUGGGCGGCUUCUGCAUCCCCCUCUACAUCCCCUACGUGCUGACGGGCGAGUGGAGGCUCGGCAGGGGCUUGUGUAAGCUGUGGCUGGUGGUGGACUACCUGGUGUGCACCGCCUCCGUCUUCAACAUCGUCCUGAUCAGCUUCGACAGGUUCAUCUGUGUCACCAGAGCGGUCAGCUACAGGGCUCAGCAAGGGAUGACCAGAAAUGCAGUACUGAAGAUGAUGACUGUAUGGAUUGCUGCUUUUCUCCUCUAUGGGCCAGCCAUCCUCAGCUGGGAGCACAUUGCCCAAAAGAGCAUCCUCCCUGAAAGAGAAUGUCAUGCAGAAUUCUUCUACAACUGGUACUUCCUAAUGAUUGCCUCUACUGUUGAAUUCUUUACACCUUUCAUCACUGUUAUGUACUUUAACUUAAGUAUUUACCUUAACAUCAGGAAACGCACAUUGCUCCGAAAUGAAAACCUCUCACGUGGUCAAGAGGACUGUGAAAUGAAUUUCCAGGGGGGAAAAAAGGAACACACUGUGUUUUUUGUAAAGCCAACUAACAAACGUGAGAAGAGAGCAAGCAGCCUUCUUCUCCCAAAGAAGGCUCCAGGGCUUCAGGCCUCAGCUGAGCUUGGCAGUCAGCCAUCAAAUCUGAGUGUCAGUCAUGACCUUCCACCCCUGCAGGUGGAUGUAGAGACCAGGCCUCCCAGGAAUGGCUUCUUCAAAGCACCAGAAAGCCUUUGCCAGCCCAGCAGCAAAGUGGACGUUGCUAACAUUAUGGCAAACAGAUUUAGACUGUCCCGGGAUAAAAGAGUAGCCAAGUCUUUAGCAGUUAUUGUCUGUGUGUUUGGGUUGUGCUGGGCUCCAUACACACUCCUGAUGAUCAUCAGGGCAGCCUGCCACGGGCACUGUGUGCACCAGUCCCUCUAUGAGAUCUCAUUCUGGCUUCUGUGGCUGAACUCGGCCAUUAACCCUGUUCUCUACCCACUGUGUCACAUGAGCUUUAGGAAAGCCUUCAUAAAACUCCUGUGUCCACAAAAGGCCAAAAUUCAUCCUGACAUUUUGAUGUGA
Sturnus vulgaris (Common starling) is the source of this 1275-nucleotide messenger RNA. RefSeq names its product histamine H3 receptor-like. Gene Ontology annotation, cellular component: synapse; dendrite; plasma membrane. Gene Ontology annotation, molecular function: G protein-coupled serotonin receptor activity; G protein-coupled acetylcholine receptor activity; histamine receptor activity. Lineage: Eukaryota; Metazoa; Chordata; Aves; Passeriformes; Sturnidae. Gene Ontology annotation, biological process: chemical synaptic transmission; G protein-coupled receptor signaling pathway, coupled to cyclic nucleotide second messenger; adenylate cyclase-inhibiting G protein-coupled acetylcholine receptor signaling pathway. The record is from RefSeq and is a predicted model, not a curated record.